Molecule: messenger RNA, 708 nt
Organism: Rotaria sordida
Lineage: Eukaryota; Metazoa; Rotifera; Eurotatoria; Philodinida; Philodinidae
Source: the annotation of a GenBank genome assembly
AUGCAUCGAUCUGAAAUAUAUUCUGAUAAUUUUUCAAAUAAUUCAUCAAUAGAAAAAAUCAAAGAAUAUCAAUUAAAUGAUAUAAAUGAAUUUAAUGUUUAUCGUGUAUAUGAUACAUUUAUUGCUUCAUUACGUGAACCUAAUAAUUUAGAAUCAUCUAUUGGUACACAAGAUUAUAUUGAUGGUUAUCGAGAAUUAAUAAAAUUCUGUGAUUCACUUGGUUAUAUAUUUAAAUUUGUUAAAGAUGAUGUUAUUGAUAAAUUAAAUAUAUUACAAUUAUUUGUUGAUAAAGAUAUAUUAAAUUUUGAUACAAUACAAAAAGCUAUUAAUUAUGAAACUGAACAUAAUUUAAUAAAAAUAAAUCCAAAUAAUUUUACUCGUACUUUAUUACGACUUCAUCGUGCAUUACUUUUUAUUAUUGAAUUUCUUCAUGGUUUAGCUGAACGACCAUUAUCAGAAAGUACAACAACAAUUGCAACACAAUGUUAUGAUGCAACAUUAAAUAAUUAUCAUGCUUUUCUUAUUCGUAAAUCUGUUAAAAUUGGAUUUCGAAUAUUACCAUCACGCUUACAAAUAGAUGAAGCUAUUUUUCAUGGUCAUAAAACUGAAUUACUUGAACAAUAUAAAACAUUUAUUAAAAUUAUUCAACAAAUAUAUGACACAAUUCAAACAUUCUAUACUGAAAAGAAAUAUUUACAAUUGCCAUAA